UGUUACUUCGGCUGCGCGUAUUGUUGCUGUUCCCCCAUUCGGUUAGUUUCGCUCAUACGCGUCGGCUGCUAGUUGCUCAACGGUGCGAUUUCAUUGCUGUCUUUAUUUUUUUUUCGUACAUUCAAAACCCAUCAGUGAAAGACAUCAAAUUCAAUCAAAAUGAAGAACCUAAUGUUCUUUCUGCUGCUCGUUUUGCCCACCAUCAUUUGCACGUUCAAUGCCCCAAACAAACUUGGUGCCUAUGCAGCCGAGUCUGUUGAGGACGAUCUAGUGGAUGUGGAGAGCGAAGAGGGCGCCGUGACUGGUGAGGAUGCUGAUACGGAAGAUGACGCGGAUAGCGGCAGCACCAGUACCUCACCCAAUGCGGAUACCUAUCUGUUGUUCACGAAGCCACUGCACACACCUGGCCAGCAGCUGGAUCUGCCCGGUGGCAAGCCUGUCGAGUUCCUAAUUGGUUUCACCAACAACGGCAAGGAAGAGUUUAUUAUUGAGUCUGUGGAGGCGUCUUUCCGCUACCCCAUGGACUACAACUACUUCAUCCAGAACUUCUCCGCAGUGGCGUAUAACCGCGAGGUGAAGCCAGGCAUCGAGUCGACCGUCUCCUACACAUUCAUGCCAUCCGAUCAGUUCGCUGGCCGUCCCUUUGGGCUGAACAUUGCUUUAGCCUACCGCGACGCCAACGGCAUCCAAUACAACGAAGCUGUCUUCAAUGAGACUGUGCUGAUCUCUGAGGUGGACGAGGGCUUGGACGGCGAGACUUUCUUCCUGUACGUUCUGCUCGCUGGCAUCGUGGUCUUGCUGCUGGUUAUCGGCCAACAGUACCUGCUGGGCAGUUCCGGCAAGCGCAAGCGUGCUGCCGCCAAGAAGGUCAUCGAGACCGGCACUGCCAACGACAGCAACAUCGACUACGACUGGGUGCCCCAGGAGACACUCCGUGCGUUACAGAAAUCUCCGCCCAAGUCGAAGACGCCGAAAACAUCGCCCAAGCCAGGCAAGCAGGCCAGUCCCAAGGCAAACCAACAGAGCCCCAAGCAGCGCAAGGUGAAACGCUCCGCGGGCGACGACUAAAGACUGCACAGCCUGCUAAGCUACAUCUACACACAACACACACCCACACAUACACAUACACGCAUACAUUCAUAGAAGAACACCCUCAACAUCUGCUUGCAGUCUAAUAUUAUGUUUAAUACUUUUUUUUGUCGGUCAAUUGCUAUUGACAAUGUAGAGAUUGUUAGUGUUUAACUCGCAAAGUACGACGAGGUGACAGCUAGGGACCGUGCUGAUCCAAUUUCCAAUGAUUCUAAAAGUUAGUGAAUUGGUUUUUUAUUGCAAUUUACUUUAUUUUUUCAAUUCGAACUGCCACUGCUCCAUAACAUACUCUUUAUAAAAAAAAGGUCCUAACUUUAUGCCGCGCCGUAUAAUUGUCUUCGUUUGUUGAAGAUCCCUGGACGCGUGCGAAAAAACUUUCAAUUAUCAAUUAUGCGAUAAAUGAAAUAGGCAUUAUUA
Molecule: messenger RNA, 1506 nt
Organism: Drosophila navojoa
Lineage: Eukaryota; Metazoa; Arthropoda; Insecta; Diptera; Drosophilidae
Product: signal sequence receptor subunit 1 l(1)G0320
Cellular component (GO): endoplasmic reticulum; endoplasmic reticulum membrane
Source: RefSeq, a predicted model, not a curated record